AUUAAAGUGAAGAUCUCACCAGAUUUUUCAUUAAAUAGAAAUUAGUGAGAUCUCACAAGAUUUCAACCUAUUGUUAUAAACCACAUCCUUCUUACUACUCAUAGUAAAGUAAAUUGUAAGAAGGAAAAAAAUGGAAGAUAGAGAGGAGAACAAACACGAACGACUGAAGCAGCAGUUGAAGGAGCUUGAGAAAGAAUGGACUGACAUGAAAACAGGUAAAAAAAACUCAUCUGCUGUUUCAUGGAUCACCGUAGAAAAAGCUGUUGAGUUUGUCGAAAACUCUCCAAGGAAACUAAUGCUCUCACUCCAGCACGAACCAGAGGCAGAGAUGAUACAAGUAGGAUCACGCUUAAGAAGAAAACUCUUUCACGAUUCUGAUGAUGAUGAUGAUGGUCAAACCAAGAAGGCGACAUCGUUUUCUCAUUCAUCUUGUUGGUCUUCCAAUGUGAAGAGAGCGAGUGAUACUACGAAAUCGAAAAAGAAGACGACGAUCGGAAGGAUUGUCUCUGUUACUAUGGUGCUGCUUUUGUUAUGUGUUUUGUUUGUGUUGAUGAACGGAUUUGAUCAUUUUUCCAUGAAUACACAUAUCAAUAAUUUGGUUCCUACUUAAUACUAUACUAUUUUUUCUUUUUCGUUUGAGAAUGUUCAUCAAACUCAAUAAAGAAAAAAAAGGUCUUCUAUAGACAUCUCUUUUUA
Molecule: messenger RNA, 696 nt
Organism: Camelina sativa (false flax)
Lineage: Eukaryota; Viridiplantae; Streptophyta; Magnoliopsida; Brassicales; Brassicaceae
Source: RefSeq, a predicted model, not a curated record